This is a messenger RNA of Alosa alosa (allis shad), 1067 nucleotides long. It is a transcript of the gene impa1, whose product is annotated as inositol monophosphatase 1. The transcript has 9 exons. Lineage: Eukaryota; Metazoa; Chordata; Actinopteri; Clupeiformes; Clupeidae. Bases 117 to 965 code for a protein of 282 amino acids. The record is from RefSeq and is a predicted model, not a curated record. Gene Ontology annotation, molecular function: inositol monophosphate 1-phosphatase activity. Gene Ontology annotation, biological process: phosphatidylinositol phosphate biosynthetic process; signal transduction; inositol metabolic process.
UAUCUUUUUGCUUAACAGUUCAUGCUAAACCAGCCACAGAGGAAGAUCAGCUCAUUCUUCUUCCCCGUGUACCGGGUUUUCUUCACUUUGUAGAGGAGGACAAACACCCAGCCAUUAUGCCAGACCUUUGGCAAGAAGCCAUGGACCAUGCUGUGGCCUUGGCUCGGAAGGCUGGAGGGAUUGUCAGGGAGGCGCUGCAGAAUGACAUGAAGAUCAUGUGCAAGAGCUCCUCUGUAGACCUGGUCACCAAGACUGACCAAAAGGUGGAGCAGCUCAUCAUCGCCUCUGUCAAAGAGAAGUUUCCCACACACAGCUUCAUAGGAGAGGAGUCUGUGGCGGCUGGGGAGCCCUGUGUUCUUUCAGACAACCCAACCUGGAUUGUUGACCCUGUGGAUGGGACCACCAACUUUGUGCAUGGAUACCCAUUUGUAGCCAUUUCAAUUGGAUUCGCUGCUAAUAAGCAGCUUGAGUUUGGAGUGGUUUACAGCUGUCUGGAAGAUAAAAUGUACACAGCUCGGAAGGGCAAGGGUGCUUUUUGCAAUGGCGAGCCUCUACAGGUCUCUGACCAGACAGAUAUCAAUCAGUCCAUCAUCGCCACAGAGUUUGGCUCUAACAGAGACCCUGAAGUUGUUGACAAGAUCUUUUCCAGCAUGAGGAAAGUCCUAUGCCUCCCUAUCCACGGGAUGCGAGGUGUAGGUACGGCAGCCACCAACAUGUGUCUGGUGGCAGCAGGCUGUGUGGAGGCCUAUUAUGAGAUCGGCAUUCACUGCUGGGAUAUUGCUGCUGGCGCAGUCAUCGUGUCUGAGGCAGGUGGAGUCCUUAUGGAUGUGGAAGGAGGACCAUUAGACCUCAUGUCCAGAAGGGUGGUAGCCGCAAACAACAAGACAAUCGCACAAAGACUGACCAAAGAGAUCGAGGCAUAUCCCGCCCAAAGAGAUGACGCCCCUAUAAACUCAAAGGAAUGAAGCCAUGGGAUGUUUUAAUUGGUUAAGGUGGUGUGUGUGUGUGUGUGUGUGUCAUUUUAUUUGUGUUAUAGGCUCUGAUGUACAGCAAUAGUGAAUGACAAG